Paramecium primaurelia is the source of this 2017-nucleotide messenger RNA. NCBI's taxonomy places the organism in Eukaryota, Ciliophora, Oligohymenophorea, Peniculida, Parameciidae. The record is from the annotation of a GenBank genome assembly.
AUGAAUAGAUCUCAAUCCCCCAUUAAUAAUAGUCGUAAUCAUAGUGCAUCUAAAAGAUAUGUCUCACCAAAUGAAAGAUAAAACACAUAAGAGAAUGAAUAAGUAAUUAAAUUAAAAUAUUAAAUCAGAAUCAUAAGAAAUUACCACCUACUUAAUAAGUCAAAUCUAAAAUAAUUAACAUUGAUUAAUAAUCUGAUAUAAGUAGUGUAUUAGGUGAAGUCAAUAUUAACAAUACUAGUAAAAUGUCAAAUAUGACUUAAUUUGCUAAUUUCAUGUAUGUUCCAUGUCCAACUCAUCCAGAAUUUUUUAUUACUAAUCUAUGUUAAGAUUAAGUAUGUUUGUUUAUUUUUAUUUUCAUAUAGAAUUGUAUUGAACCUCUUUGUCCUGAAUGUAUUAAUGAACAUCUUUAAAUGCAUUAAUAAAAAGGAAGAGUUCCUAAAUUAGAAAAUAUCCAAAGAGUUAGAAAAGAUAAUACAUAUAAAAUAGAUGAAUUAUCCAAAUCAUUAUAAUUUAAAUUGUUAGAUUCUAAGAAGUAUUUCUAAGAAUAACCAUCUAUUAUUUAUAAUAAUAAUCUUGGGUAAUUAAGAUAAAUUCAUGAAUAAAUUUCAAAUAUCAUAGAUGAUUAUUUUGAAACAUUGUACAAAGAUUUAAAAAAUUAAAAUUAAGAUGAAUAUUUAAAAUAAUUAAAUUAAAUAGAGUAAGAUAUCAUAUAAUAAUAACACAAACUUACUAAAUUAUAAGAAGAUUUACACAAUGAUAAUUAUGUUAGAGCUGUAAUAUAAAUAUGUGAUUCCAAAUAAGAAUUAUUUUCUGAUAAGAGUCUUAUUUAACUAAAUAAUUUAAUUGAAAAUUAUCAGUAAUCUUAAGUUAAAAUAAUCUUUGAUAAAAAUAAUAUUGAACUUUUUUAAACAUAUUGUAAUAAAAUAUGUUAUUUUGUCAAAAAUACAAAUACUUAGUUAAAUAAUAAAAGUCUUUAAAUUGAAAAUAAAUCAAAUCAAUCUACAAUCAAAUUAACACAUAUUUCUGAAAUACCACCUCCUCUAAUUAAUCCAAUAACAUUAAUAUCUGAUAGCCUUACAAAUGAUGAAGCUAAAUACUAAAUUAAUCAAUAAAAUCAUUUUGAAGAUGAUAAACCUCAAGUAUUAGUAAGAUUAGAAGAAGGUGGUUAUGCUGCAUAUAUUUAUGAUAUUUAAUCUUAAAAAUAUAGAAUUGAAACUAUCAAUAGUUAAACUAAAAUUCCUUUAUUUCAUAGACUAUAUACUACUACUUCAGGAAAACAUUUAGUUAUUGGAGGAGUUGAUAGAGAUAAAUCAAGAUUCAAAGCAAUUGCUUCAGUUUAUGAAUUUAAUCAUACAACUUUAUAAUUAAGUUUACAUUCAGAAAUGGUUCUACCUAGAUCUAUGACUUCUGCUUGUUAGAUUGAUAAUUUCAUAUUUGUUGUAGGUGGAUCAUCAACUAAUGAUGAAAAUACAUCAAUAGCUAAAGCUGAGAAAUUAGAUUUAAAUAGUAAAAGAUGGUAAACAAUUAAUGAUCCAUACUUUAAAUGUAGUGGAUGUGCUUUGGUUGCAAUUGAUAAAAAUACUUUAUUUAAGAUUGGAGGUAAAUGUGAUAUCUUUACUCCAUGUAAUUCAAUUGAAUCAUAUGAUAUAUUGAAGAAUUCUUGGGUAUUAUGUGUUUUAUAAUUGAUUUAAGACUAAAAUAGAGUUCAAGUUCUCAUCAAAUGGAUAUUUGAGAUUGCCAUUUAAUAGUUGUGCUAUAAAGAUUUCAUAUGAUUAGAUCUUAAUUCUAGGGGGAUCAGUACAUGAUGUUAAAAGUAAUGAAACUUAGGUAUUUAAUUUAAUAUAAUAAUAAGAUUCUUAAUUUAAAGACAAAAACAUUAUAGAAAUCAAAAGAAUUAGAAAAAUCAAUUGAAUUUAAUACUUAAAGUGCUAUUGUAUAAUUUAAUAAUAUUUAUAUACUAACAGAGAAUGAAUAACCAUUGUUAAUUGGUAAUUAAAAUGGAUUUAAAUAUUAAUGA